Messenger RNA from Thecamonas trahens ATCC 50062, 1233 nucleotides. Its product is annotated as transducin family protein/WD-40 repeat family protein. The record is from RefSeq and is a predicted model, not a curated record. Gene Ontology annotation, biological process: transcription-dependent tethering of RNA polymerase II gene DNA at nuclear periphery; RNA export from nucleus. Bases 211 to 1215 code for a protein of 334 amino acids. Gene Ontology annotation, cellular component: nuclear pore. The transcript has a single exon. NCBI's taxonomy places the organism in Eukaryota, Apusomonadida, Apusomonadidae. Gene Ontology annotation, molecular function: ubiquitin binding; RNA binding.
GGCUGGGUGAGUGGCUGGCGGAGCGGGUGACUCGCUGGCUGGCUGGCUGGCUGCCACUCGGCAGAGUGAUCAAUGCGACUUGGCGGGAGGGCGGUCAUCGAAGGAUACGCGCACGCGGGGGUAGGGGUAGGGGUAGGGGUAGGGGUAGGUGCAGGGGGGUUCAUAAGGCAGAACUUGACUCUUGCAGAGCAAGGGUGGGACUUGUAGAGGAUGAACCGGAGCAACCCGAACAAUGACUAUGAGGUGGCGUCGCCUCCGUCGGACGGGGUGUCGACGCUGUCGUGGUCGCCGGCGGCGGAGCACCUCGCGGCGGGGGCUUGGGACGGAUGUGUGAGGGUGUGGGAGGUGCUCAACACCGGGGCCACCAACCCGCUUGCCGAGCAGACGCACCAGGCGCCGGUGCUGGCUACGGCGUGGGACGAGCAGGGCGGGCGGCUGUUCUCGGGCGGGUGCGACAACGCGGUCAUGGGCUGGGACCUUGGCGCCAAUGAGUUUACCCAAGUCGGGGCCCACGACGGCCCGGUCUCGGACAUGUUCUGGUGCGCCUCGCUCAACACGCUGGUCACCGCCUCGUGGGACGCCACCCUUCGCUUCUGGGACUUCCGCCAGCCGCAGCCGGUCUGCUCGCACAAGAUGCCCGAGCGUGUCCGCUGCAUGUCGCACUCGGGCAUGCUCUGUGUCGCCGCCUGCGCCCUUGGCACCGACAAGCCCAUGGUGCUCUUCGAUCUCCGCACCCCGCAGCAGAUCUACGGCGCCACCCCGUCGCCGCUCAAGUACCAGACUCGCUCGAUUGACUGCUUCAUCGACGGCUCGGGCUACGCCGCAGGCUCCAUCGAGGGCCGCGUCGCCGUCCGCUACAUCGACGGCAACGACGACUCGAACUUUGCCUUCAAGUGCCACCGCAACACCCGAAACAACCACAUCUUUGCCGUCAACUCGAUCAGCUUCCACCCGCGCUUCGGCACCCUUGCCACCGCAGGCUCCGACGGCCAAUACCUGUUCUGGGACAAGGACUCGCGCCAGCGCCUCAAGGCCUUCAAGCAGGCCCAGAACUCCAUCUCGGCCUCCUCCUUCAACCGCGACGGCUCCAUCUACGCCUACGCCGUCUCCUACGACUGGUCCAAGGGUGCUGCCUCCUACAAGCAGAACGAGGGCUCCUGGAUCUACCUCCACCCGACUCCCGACGAUGAGAUUCGGAGCCGCCCGCGCAAGUAAAAAUAUGCUCCCUGUGCC